Molecule: messenger RNA, 1989 nt
Organism: Aureobasidium vineae
Lineage: Eukaryota; Fungi; Ascomycota; Dothideomycetes; Dothideales; Saccotheciaceae
Source: the annotation of a GenBank genome assembly
AUGUCGGACGUCGAGAAGAUGAUGGGAGAUUACUCCCAGCUCACCAACCACAACAUUCGCAGCUUUCUCUGGAGGGGAGUCUCUGUCUCCGUCAGAGACCGUCAGACUCAUGAAGACAAGCCCAUCCUCAACAAUGUCAGCGGCAUCGUCUAUGCUGGAGAGUUGAUGGCCGUUAUGGGUCCUUCGUAUGUUUUCUCAUCGUUCCGUCUGCUCUCAUCGCUAACUCGCUCGCNNAGUGGUUCUGGAAAGUCAACGCUUCUCAACGUGCUUGCCAACCGCGUGCCUGCCAAAGGCGCUCAUGCUCAGUCAGAUGUCUUCCUCAACGGCCGCCCGGCCGAGGCUGAGACGAUGCGCAAGAUCAGCUGCUAUGUCGAACAAGAAGACGCUCUUGUCGGCUCACUAACAGUCAGAGAGACUUUGCUGUUUGCUGCUCGUCUCUCCCUUCCCAAGAGCAUCAGCGCCAACGAGCGUAUCGCCCGCGUUGAGGCACUCAUCAACUCUUUCGGUCUCAACGGCCAAGCUAACACUUUGGUCGGUACACCUAUAAGAAAGGGUAUCUCUGGUGGUCAGAAGCGCCGUGUCAGUGUCGCCAACCAGCUCAUCACCAGCCCCAAGAUUCUCUUCCUCGACGAACCUACUUCUGGUCUGGACUCGGCAGCUGCCUUCGAGGUCAUCGCGUUCGUCAAGGAUGUAGCCAAGAAGCACAACGUAAGUUCUGAUUCCUACCUCAUGUUCAGAUGUAUAGACACUAAGACAAGCACAGNNUUGAUGGUUAUCUCGAGCAUCCAUCAGCCCUCCACGUCGACAUUUGCAAUGUUCGACAAGCUUCUCCUCCUCUCGCAUGGCAACACAGCAUACAGCGGACCAGUUAAGGACGUCCAAUCUUUCUUUGACUCAUGCGGCUUCCCCAUUCCUCUCUACAUGAACCCCGCCGAAUUCAUCAUCGACUUCGUGAACACCGACUUUGCUCAUAACAGGAGCGAAGUCAUGAGCCAGUUCGAGAUGGUCACCGGCACCUGGCAGCGCUCCGGCCUUCACGCCGAAAAGUUGAACACCAUCGCCCGCGAAAUCUCACACGGCGACCCUUCGCCUCAGGAAACCAACGACAACGAGCAGAUUGGUGCUGACUGGUUCGCCAUCGUGACUGCGCUUAUCCAUCGCAACUUCAUCAAGUCGUACCGUGAUAUCAUCGCCUACGGCAUUCGUAUUGCCAUGUACAUGGGUCUGGCUGUCAUGAUGGGCACUGUUUGGCUACGUCUGGAUGCCUCGCAAGACAACCUGCAAGCCUUCACCAAUGCCAUCUUCUUUGGAGGUGCCUUCAUGUCCUUCAUGGCCGUCGCCUACAUUCCUGCCUACCUCGAAGACCGCGCCAUUUUUAUGAAGGAACGUGCCAACGGCCUCUACGGACCCACGUCUUUCCUCGUUAGCAACUUCUUGACUGGUCUCCCGUACCUCUUCAUCAUCACUCUGCUCUUCAGUGUUGUCGUCUACUGGCUCAGCAACUUCCGCGGCACGGCCGGCGGCUUCUGGACUUGGGUCAUGUGGCUCUUCCUCGACCUCAUCGCCGCCGAAUCCCUCGUCGUUUUUAUUACCAGCGUCGUUCCGAUCUUCGUCGUUGCCCUUGCUGCUACUGCCUUUGCCAACGGUCUCUGGAUGUGCACCAUGGGUUUCAUGGUUCGCCCUGCCGACCUUAACCCCUUCUGGCGCUACGUGUUCCACUACAUUGAUUACCAGAGCUAUGUCUUCGAGGGCAUGAUGGUCAAUGAAUUUGCCCACAGAAACUACACUUGCCCUGUUGACAACAAGGGUAACUUUGCUUGUGCUUACGAGUCUCCUCUGAACGCUCAGGGAUUGAUUCCCGGCACUGCUUUGCUGGAUACCUAUGGCUACAAGACUGGCAAGACUGGCGAGUACAUUGGCAUCUUGUUGGCCAUCAUCUUGGUCUACAGACUUCUUGGCUGGUUUGUGCUGUAUGUUCGCCGCACUUGA